Molecule: messenger RNA, 1137 nt
Organism: Pleuronectes platessa (European plaice)
Lineage: Eukaryota; Metazoa; Chordata; Actinopteri; Pleuronectiformes; Pleuronectidae
Exons: 3
Coding region: 1-1137 (378 amino acids)
Molecular function (GO): nucleic acid binding
Source: RefSeq, a predicted model, not a curated record
AUGAUGAAGAGAGCACAAGGUUUGACCUGGAUUGCCACUACAGACCCAGAAGUGCUGAAGGCCGCCACUGAAGACAUGUGGAAGUUCAACAUCCCUGCCACCACGGAAACCACACUCCCAGAACACUUGCCCAUACCAAGACAUCACGAGAUAGGUGGUGUUGUGAAUGCAGUACUAUUCCAAAGGCGUUCAACAGACCGAUGUGUCCUCAUUUACCAUUCCUCCAAACUCGACACGGUCGAGACAGGACAAAGUUCGUGUGCCCGAUACGUUGCAGCUGUAGCGAAAGCCAUUGACAAAACCAGCCAUGUCGUCAUGGGACAUCCAACUCAGAUUCACACCCAGCAUGGAGUUGCCGCUUUCCUCCAGAGCAAAGAGUUCACCUUCAGUGCAGCCCGGAAGACCAAACUUCAGGUCCAGUGCACUCAGUCACACAUAACCUUUGUUCCAAGCAUCAACAACAUGGCGACCAACAUUACAAGUGGAACACCCCAUGUGUGUGGAGAACUUGCGAUCAAGGAAAACAAGCUCAGACCAGACCUGAGUGCAGAUCCUAUUCUGAAUGCUGAUGCCUGGCUGUACACGGACGGUUGCUGCUACAAAGGAGAAGAUGGCAAUGUGGCCGCCUAUGCUGUAGUGCAGCAACACCCAGAUGGAAGUCACACCACCUUGGAAGCUGCAAUCAUUCCCCAGCCAGCUUCAGCUCAGUUAGCUGAAGUCACAGCCCUCACAAGAGCCCUAGAGCUGGGACAAGGAAAAUUACGCCUGGCUGUCAUGAAGUGCAAAGGACACGACACCAACCAAACCAGAAUCAGUGCUGGAAAUAAUGCAGCUGACCAAGCUGCCAAGGAGGCAGGAGGUUACACGCCGCCUCAGAUGGUCAUGGCAUCCCCCAGCCCAGCUCAGUUCCCUGAACUCACUGAAGACACGCUCAUCCAAAGUCAGGAAAAAGCUGGACCGUAUGAAUGGUCCACAUGGAGACAAAAGGGGGCCUUGAAGUCUAAAGAAGGCCUCUGGAGGUCCCAUGAUGGACGCAUCGUUGCCUCGGCAGAACUUUGUGCCAUGUUGCUCAAGGAAGCACAUGGCCUCACCCAUGAAGGAAAACUCAGAACCUUCCAGAGAAUUUCAGCCCUAUAG